Molecule: messenger RNA, 5420 nt
Organism: Drosophila innubila
Lineage: Eukaryota; Metazoa; Arthropoda; Insecta; Diptera; Drosophilidae
Gene: Sfmbt
Product: polycomb protein Sfmbt
Exons: 7
Coding region: 637-4512 (1291 amino acids)
Biological process (GO): regulation of DNA-templated transcription; heterochromatin formation
Cellular component (GO): nucleus
Molecular function (GO): zinc ion binding
Source: RefSeq, a predicted model, not a curated record
AUCACCAAUCAUCGCAAUACUAGCAUAAAAUUUGCGCGUAAAAGAAUGCCAAAACUUGAGUAAAUGUUUAAAUAAUAUAACACGUCUUAUAAAAACUAACAGGAAAUGUGAGCACAACCAACUACAUUUAGAAUCUACUUAUUAGAUGUAUUAAAAUGUAAGUUUUCUGCUGCAUCAGAGACAUUUGUGCGUUUUCUUUUGUGUUCGUUCGUCGUCUGCGCGCACGGUGCGCUUCAUUGACUUUUUGAGCGAGUGUAAAUCGUAAAAAAGAAUCAAAACUUAACCAAAUAACACGGUUUUACAAAACAUUACAUUGAAUACAAGUGAUUUGCGGAGUACUUUAAUGCAGUGAUCAGACAAUCGGAAUAAUCUCAUAUUUUGGCAGCAGCUGCAUUUCGGUUUCGUGCAAAAAAGGAAACAGAGAUACAAACAGAAGCGGGACCGAAACAGAGAAGCAGAAGCAGAAACAGAAACAGGCGCCUGUGACCGUCCAUAUGGUCUGCAAAUGCAGGAGCCUGUUAAUGUGCCAAUCUGACUGACUAGCUGUCUGUGUUUGUGAUUAGUGCAUGUGUGUGCACUCAAAUAAACAAUCGACUGUAACAACAACAAUAAUAAUAAUAACAUACAAUUAAUACAAUGAAUCCGGCCGAGCUGCGCAUGAUGUGGAUGAGUAGUCAGUACAAUUCCGAGCGCAUUUCACUGGAGGAUGCAGCUACUCUGCUUGGCCACUCAACCGUCGGUCUCUCGGUUAUGGAGGAUAUGACACAUCAGCCAACAUUGGAUAUGAAUCCAAUGAUGAGCAUUGUUGGGGGGGAUUUCACGGGACAAGCUGCAGCGGCUGCUGCGGCAUUGGGCGUGCAACCUGCAACACUUAUUGCCACAAACACAAACAACCUAUAUGGCUUUGCCCACAUGGGCGGAUUGCAACACCAGUUGUUGCAACAAACGGCAGCAGCGGCUGUCUUUCAAAAUUAUACCGAAGUUAUGGACGGCGAUGAUGGGAAUAAUGGUAAUGGCGGCGUUGCAUUGAUGGGCGUCGGCUCAUCCGCGGUUGAUGAUGAUCAGCAGCAGGUUUAUGGCCAAUUGGAUGAUGGCUAUGAUGAUGGCGGCGCCAGUGGUGGCAUGUCUGAUCUGGAGCCCAAACAGGAGAUCAUUAAUAUUGAUGAUUUUGUCAUGAUGAACGAGGAUAACAAUUCAUACGAUGGUACUGAUUUUAUGACCUCCUCGGAUAAGGAUAUAUCACAAUCCUCCUCAUCGUGCAUGACAAAUAUGCAGAAUCAUGAUCUUCUCGUGCCCCUCGGUGAUGGUUUAAUGCACCAUAAACUGUUGGGAACCACGCAUGCCAUGAUCAAUGCAUCGACGGCACCAUCUCUGCCCGGCAUGAGUUUAUCCGCCAGUGGCAAUGCCUUUACCAAUAUCCUAGUGGCCUGCGAUGAUACGACUGGUGCGGUCAGUACCAAGGGUAUGUCCUCGAAUUGUGGUAAAGGUGCCAAUGCCAGCACCAGUUCCAGCUCCAGUUCAUCCAUGCGCGCCCAGCGUAAGACUCGCAAAAUCGAGCCAGUGAAUAGACCAGGACUUGUGCUUAAAACACCGAUUGCCUACAAGGGCAACAUUGAUCCCUCGGUAAUUCCGAUACAGAAAGAUGGCAUGGCUGUCUGCGAACGUUGUGGCGCCAUCGGAGUGAAGCACACGUUUUACACGAAAUCCCGUCGCUUCUGCAGCAUGGCCUGUGCCCGUGGUGAACUCUAUUCGCUGGUUCUCAAUAGCAAAAUGGAUGCACCCCAUACGGCGAGCAGUUCGCCGGCACCUGCCCUUGAGAUGUCAGAGACGACGGCGUCAGCGGCAUUGGAUGCCGUUGGAAGUAUUGCAUCUGAUCAGGAACAGGAGCAACAACUACAACAACAACAGCAGCAACAGUCGGACAUUGAGUUGACACUGCAGGCAGCACAUAUCAAGAAUGCCAAUUAUCGUUUUCGUAUCACGGAUCAGUCAAAGAUUACACAACUAAAUGGAUUUGGUGAACCAAUGUCAUUGGGCGGCGAUGCCGCUGCCAACAAUGUUCAGAUGGCAACGGAUGAAACAAUUGCAGCACUAAAUGGUGGCGCUGUUGGAGAUGCUGCUGCGCCUCCGGCUGAAGCCAGUGGCAGCAGUGAUGGCAACACAUUUCUGAAUGCAGCGCCGACGCCAAAGGCAUUGAGGUUAUUUCGUGAUGUCUUUCCACAGGAUGAUCUACCCCAGAUCCCAAAAUACGAACGUCUUCCGGCUCCGUGUCCUCAGAUGGAAAAGAUCCUAAGUAUAAGACGGAGAAUGUAUGAUCCGACGCACUCCUAUGAUUGGUUACAACGACUGGGAAAGGAGAGUUUCUUUGCAGCUCCUGUUACCUGCUUUCCUCACGCACCUGGCUACGAGGUGUGGGACAAUCUGGGCGUUGGCAUGAAGGUGGAGGUGGAAAACACCGAUUGCGAUAACAUUGAGAUCAUUCAGCCAGGACAGACGCCCACAUCAUUUUGGGUGGCCACGAUACUCGAGAUAAAGGGCUACAAGGCGCUAAUGAGCUACGAGGGAUUCGAUACGGACUCGCAUGACUUUUGGGUGAAUCUCUGCAAUGCCGAAGUCCAUUCAGUUGGCUGGUGUGCCACACGUGGUAAGCCAUUGAUACCGCCCCGCACCAUCGAGCGUAAGUACAAGGAUUGGAAGGAUUUUCUCGUCGGACGAUUGUCCGGAGCACGCACAUUGCCAUCCAAUUUCUAUAACAAGAUCAACGAUAGCUUGCAAUCGCGCUUUCGUCUCGGUCUGAAUCUCGAGUGCGUGGACAAGGAUCGCAUCUCACAGGUUCGCCUGGCUACAGUCACCAAGAUUGUGGGCAAGCGCUUGUUCCUGCGCUACUUUGACUCCGACGAUGGCUUCUGGUGUCACGAGGAUUCCCCCAUUAUUCACCCCGUCGGCUGGGCCACCACAGUUGGCCAUAACCUAGCUGCACCUCAAGACUAUCUGGAGCGGAUGUUGGCGGGUCGGGAGGCCAUGAUUGAGGUACAUGAGGACGAUGCCACCAUAGAGCUUUUCAAGAUGAACUUCACCUUCGAUGAGUACUAUUUGGAUGGCAAAACGAAUGGAUUUAUGGAGGGCAUGAAGCUGGAGGCAGUUGAUCCACUUAACCUGUCGUCAAUUUGUCCAGCCACGGUGAUGGCAGUCCUCAAAUUCGGCUACAUGAUGAUACGCAUCGACUCGUAUCAACCGGAUGCCUCAGGGUCAGAUUGGUUCUGCUACCACGAGAAGUCGCCGUGCAUCUUUCCCGCUGGCUUCUGUGACUCCAAUAACAUAACUGUGACACCCCCCAAUGGCUACGAUGCACGCACCUUCACCUGGGAGGGAUACCUACGCGACACGGGCGCUCUGGCGGCUGGUCAACAUUUGUUCCAUCGCCUGGUGCCGGAUCAUGGCUUUGAGACGGGAAUGAGCCUAGAAUGCGCUGAUCUCAUGGACCCGCGACUGGUGUGUGUGGCAACAGUGGCCCGUGUCGUUGGUCGACUGCUCAAGGUGCACUUUGAUGGCUGGACCGAUGAGUAUGAUCAAUGGCUGGAUUGUGAGUCAGCUGACAUUUAUCCCGUCGGCUGGUGUGUGCUCGUGGGCCACAAACUGGAGGGACCACCACGUGCCUCGCACCAGCAGGUGAUUAAGCCAGCACCCAAACCCAAGGUACCAAGGAAGCGGAAGACAAAGAAGGGCGGCAAUGGAGCAACUGGCGCUGCCAGCAACAAGCAAAUGCCACAUGACAACAAUAUGCAAACAGAAACAGCAGUUAAGCCGCGAACGAUUGCAUUGAAAACGACACCGCACUUGCCGAAGCUGAGCAUCAAGUUGGAACUGAAGCCGGAGCAUCAUAAUCCCGCCUUCUAUGAGAACAACCAGCCCGAGGAUGAGGAUGAAGAGGAUGGCAUUGCUGAAGACGAUCUCGAUGGCGACGGCAGCACCAGUCACAUGUCCGAGCAGUCAACCACACACUCCGAACAGCUUGGGACAAUGGCAGCCACAGCUGUCGCAGGAGUCGGAGCUGGAGCGGCAGCCGGUGCCAACAGCACGGUAACUCCAAUAACCGGCAAAACAAUGGUAAAGAAAUCUUCCACUACUAAAUCUCCUGCGCCACCAACUGUGGGUCGCAAAGCCACUAGCUACAUUGCGAACUCGUCCGUGACAAACAGCAAGUACAUUCCACGUCUGGCUGACAUCGACUCGAAUGAGGCGCAACUGGAGCUGAUGCCGGAUUCAUGGAAUGUCUAUGAUGUAUCACAAUUUCUGCGGGUUAACGAUUGCACCGCACAUUGUGACACUUUUAGCCGCAAUAAAAUCGAUGGCAAGCGUCUAAUGCAAUUGACCAAGGAUGACAUAAUGCCACUGUUGGGCAUGAAAGUGGGACCUGCGCUUAAAAUCUCUGAUCUAAUUGCGCAACUCAAGUGCAAGAUUAAUCCCAGCAAGGCCAGAUCACACAAGAACAACAAAUCACCAUUUUUAUAGUGCGGAAUCCAACCCGAUCCCAACCAGAAACCGAAACAGAUAAAACCGAACCCGAUUCAAUGUUUAACAAAGCCAAGCGUAGUCGUAUUAUACAUAUUUUUUUUUUUCCAAAAAAAAAAAAUGAAAGCAAAACAAACACGAUUGUUAUCACCGAUAGAUGCACGCAUCUACCCGUGCAUAUUAUGAUUAUAUAUAGCUGUAUAUAUAAUACAGUAUUUUGUUAGCACUUGAAAUCGAAACACAUACGUUGCCUAUAAUGGAUUCAAUAUCCAUAUACAGUUUGUAUAACUAACUCAAGUCUUACAGCGCGUUAAUAUAUCUAGAUAUAUUUAUAUACACAUAAGUAUAUAAGUAAAUAUAUAUACUUAUCGCCGUAGUCUUAAAUGUACGCUCAUGUUAUCAGUCAGAGUUUCUAUAAAUUGGGAUAAUACAUUUUUAUCAUACACACAAAACACACACAUAUUUUUUAUAAUAGCAACAAAUCUAAAUUGAUAAUGCAACAUAUGUAUAUAAUCAUAUACAUACAUAGACACAAAACAUAAAUACAUAUGAAUAUAUAUAUAUAUAAAUCGGUUAAUUGUAUAUAGAAUUUGUAUUCUUCAGUCGCCAGUAAACCAGGCAGCAUCUCAAGAGCAAAACGCAUCCAGUUAAGCGAGAUUAGCCGCUCCUAGUCCGUAAGCCAACAAAUCUGCAAAAAGCCCCAACAAAUUGCAGCAUAUAUUGUUUAUUUUGAAUCCAGCAACUGCAUGAAUUAAGUAUGUACUAUUAAAAAAUUAAGCACUUCAAGUGAAGGCAACCUUAAAAUUAGAUUACCAUUGUAUCUAGAGAUAUAUGCUUAAGGUAUCAGUUAAUAAUGUCUAAAACAUAUAUCUAAUAAAAAAGAGUUAAAAAUUGCAACUAUAACGAAA